This is a messenger RNA of Diatraea saccharalis (sugarcane borer), 5269 nucleotides long. Lineage: Eukaryota; Metazoa; Arthropoda; Insecta; Lepidoptera; Crambidae. The record is from the annotation of a GenBank genome assembly.
GUUGGUUUUAUUUUAUUCCCUGAACUAUAAUUUUGUUAUAGAUUUUAUUUAUCAAUACCUAACUAUAUGAUGAAUAAAUGUAAAAUAAAACUGUCAGUAUUCAGCAUUUCACAAAACUGAAAUAUGCAUCGCAAUAUCAGAAACGAUAGCAUAUGGACAUAGCAAGGAAAUUAUACUUCGAUGUUUUGGCAGCAACAUUAUCAUAUAUUAACUGUUGAAUUUAAUGAUUAAAUGACAAAAAUAAUUAAAAGACGGGUACUUUAAAUACCAAAAAAACAUGUUCGCCUGGCCGGACGUAAAAAAAAACACCACUUUUGCGAAUUACCAAAUCGUGUUUUAAAGAAUCCUAAGCUGUAAACAAUACUGGAAAAACUAUUUUGAAACUUUUAUUUUAUAGAGUUAAUUAUUUAUUUGUGUCGCACUGGUACCUGACGGCCUUGGUAAGUUUUUUAGAUUUUAGGUGAUGUCGGGCAGAUUUUACUUUUUUAAACGGUCGCCCCUGGUCUGAUCAUGUCAAUGCUAAUACUCAGAUGUCCUUCAUUUCAUUUACAACGGUUAGUGCUCGCGGAUGACAUUACACACAUUACAGUACUAGUGAAAUAAGUGUUCUCCGCCGCAUAAUAGACUUCUUAGCAAAUCCAGAUUAUUAUUUUCCAUUGUUUAAAUACAUUUGUAAUACUAUAGAAAAUAUAUAAAUAUGUAGGUAUAUAGCUAUUCUACAAAUGGUAAAUAUUAUAAAAUGUAUUGGCUGAAGGACUUGUAUCCAUGGCUAUGAAUAAAUAAUUAAAAAAAAUAUAUGUCAAUGUCAAUAAAUAAUUGUGUUGAAAUCAAGUUGAAAUGUUGAAUGAAUAGUAGUGUUUUUGUUCUUCCUAUCUUCCCUACCUACUGAUCAUAAUUUGCAAAAUGUAAAAGAAAAGUAAGUCUUUCUUUUAAGCUUUAUUAUUAAAAUGAGUUGUAAUGACAGAAGAUGGAGUAGCAGAAUAACUAUGAAGGCCCUGCAAUCGUCGCAAAAUGAUGUUGUCUGCCUACGCCAGGUUUAUUGUUCGCCAUUCCUUCCUGAUUCUUCUCAUCGUAAGUGUGAUUUCAACAAUACUCACCGUCAUUCCAUUAAUUUGUCAUACCCUGCCAUCGUUUUCCGAUCCUCUAGUGGGUUUCGAGACCCGAGGAACUACCUUGGCACAUCGGUUUAUAGCCUGGGAAAACCUUAUUGAUGAAACAAGACCUUCCCGAAGAUUGGCUGUUAAUCCCAAGGAAAUCGAAGACCAGAUACGUAUGAAUCAAACAUACUACAAUAGAGCAAAGCAAGACAAACCUAGGUCGGGUCGUGGCCACAAGAACAAAAUUCGUAAAAAGAAGAAAAAAAUCCUUAAUAAUAGUACUGGUAUUGAAAAAAUUUGGUACAAUUCUUCAGAAUCAAACAUAUCUAAUGGUCAUGUUCAUUGGGGCUAUGGAAGAAAUGUAUCAUUUGAAGAUGACAACACUGUAUUUAGUAAAGAUCACACUCGAAGACAAUGGAUAUCACUGAGAGAUAUGCAACGAAGACCAGACAAAUCGGUACAUCUCAAUUAUGCCUCUGGAACAUGCGGUCCUCCUGUUUCUGACUAUGCCCAUUUGGUUGUUACUAGUUCUGAUAACUCAUCUUUGCUUACAUAUGAUAAUGUAAAUAAAAUGUGUAGAUUGCAAAAUUUCCUUGUAGAAUUAGGUGGGUCUGAAUAUUAUAAACUUUGUGAAAGGUCAACACAUCCUGAAGAAUUGUGUUGCCCUAUAUGGAGUGUGCCAAAUUAUAUAGCUUUAAUGUCUGGCAAGAGUUCUUGUGAAAAUUUGACUAGGGAAGAUGUAAAUAAGACUGUUAACAUAUUGAAAAAAUGUGCUGGUUAUUUUCACAAUUUUACAUUAAUGGCAUCAUGUGACUUAAAUCGCUGUAAAGUUCCAAAAUAUUGUUCUCAAUAUGAUGCAGUAUAUAACUUACUAUUUUAUUUAAUAGAUUCAGAUGCAUUCUCUCCUGAUGAUAAUACUCAAACAUUUGUUAGCAACUCUAUGAUCUUUCUCCCGUUGCCAUAUAGUGUUACUUCACUACCAUUUUAUAUGAAAUUACAAAGUUCAAAUUUAUCUUAUGAUACUCUUGUUAUACCGGCUCUAGAUUUUGGAAUCAAAAAUGCUCUAUUUGAUGUAUUGUUAAUCCAAGAUACUUGGCUAAUAGGGUUAGGGGGUGUUUUUGUAUUUAUUGGUGUAUGGUUUUACACUCACUCUCUCAUUCUUACUUUAUUAUUAUUUACAGCUAUAGCAUAUUCUCUGGGAAUUGCAUACUUCUUGUAUGUUUAUGUGUUCAAUUUGGAGUUUUUUCCCUUUAUGAAUUUAUUAGUAAUAGUUGUUGUGAUAGGCAUUGGAGCUGAUGAUGCUUUUCUUUAUGUAAAAGUUUGGAACACAGUCAGUAAACAGCUUAUUAGGGAUAACAUUAUCGCUCAAGAUAACUGCUUAAAUGACAUAAAGAAUUUGUCAAGCGCAGGGGAAACUAUUCUUGUGCAAAUACUUGAGGAAACUUUGAAGCAUUCAGUUGUUACAAUGUUUAUUACUACAAUAACAACGGCUGUUGCAUUUUAUGCCUCCUAUGUAAGUUACAUUCCAGCUAUAAAUUGUUUCAGUGUAUUUGCUGGGACAGCGGUUCUAGUCAACUUUUUACUAAUUAUUAGUUGGUUGCCAGUGUCAGUUUACAUUAUAGAUGUUAAAAUGUGUGCAGGCAAAAUAAAGUUGUUUGAUGUAAUCUAUAAAUCUAUUGGUGAUGUUUGGGAAGAUAUCAUUGUUGUUUUGAAUAGGUUCAUUAUUACAUGUGUAAUUAAACUACACAUAGUGUAUGUUAUAGUAUUGGGUGCUAUAGGAAUUGGAAGUAUCAUUGUAGUAUUUUAUACUCCAGGGUUGAAACUACCAGAAUCUAGAGAAUUUCAGCUUUUUCAAACUAGUCAUCCUAUGGAACAAUAUGAAAUGAAUUACAGAGAUAAUUUUCUGUUUGAAAGAUUUGGUAAAGACAUAGGUACAGGCAGUAAAAUGCCUCUCAGAUGGGUUUGGGGAGUAAAGGCUAUUGACAAUGGGAACCACAUGAAUCCUUAUUCUACAGGUCACUUAAUAUUUGAUGAUAGCUUUUCGAUUUCAGAUCCUGAAUCACAAUCAUGGUUACUUAAGUUUUGUAUGAGAUUAAAAGCCCAACCUUUUUAUCAGCAAACUUUAGGUCCAUUACUUCCAAAUUGUUUUAUUGAAAGUUUUAAAAGGUAUAUGGACCGAAUUUGCAUUGAUGAUAUUGACAAAAUUAACAGAACACCAUGCUGUGUAACAUCGCAAUUUCCUUAUAAAAAGGAGGUCUUUAAUUACUGCAUAAUAAAAGCUAUGGAAUCAUUAUACUUAACUCCACGUGAAUUGUUUAUGCCUGGAGUAGCUGGUCCCAAAUUUUUAAGGAGUGCUACACCUCCUACAGUAGUAGCUUUAGUAGUAGAAUUUGAAAGUGUUGUACCUUACACAAUGUCUUAUAUUACUAUGGACAAUUUCUUCCUACAUGUGGAAAACUGGACACAAGAAGAAUUAAAAUCGGCACCACCUGGAAUGUCCUGUGGCUGGUUUUUGUCAGAUUUACAAUUUUAUGACCUACAGAGAACAUUAGCUAGUGGAACUGUAAUUGCACUUUUGCUAUCUGCAAGCUUAGGAUUUGUAGUUCUUAUUCCUGCUACUUUGAACUUUAUCGUUAGCGUUUGUGCUUUAACUGCUAUGAUAUUUUCGUCCACCGUGACAAUAGCAAUUCUAGUAUUGAAUGAUUGGAAACUAAAUGUGUUAGAAAGCGUAGCUAUAUCAACUUCGGCUGGUUUAGCUGUGGAUUUUAGUCUUCACUAUGCACUAAGCUUUACGAAUGCUAGCGGUUCAAGGACGUCUAGAGUUAAAUAUGCUCUUUCGGCAUCUGCGGGUCCGACAUCUGCAGCAGCAUUAACAACGGGUUUUGCCGGAAUUUUUCUUCUCCGUUCGAAUCUCCUUCCUUAUUCUCAAAUCGGAACUUUCUUAGCUUUAAUUAUGUCUGUUAGUUGGGUUUAUGCUACCUUUUUCUUGUGUUCACUGCUUCAUAUAUUUGGAAGGAACUCUUCAAAGGAAUCUCCAUCAGAUGAACGUAAAUCAGUUUCGCGGGUGAGUUCCAUUUGUUCGGGGAUACCAAAUUUAGAAAGCCACGAACUCGAACAUUUGGCUGACAGCAAUCGCACAAAUCUUACUCAUUCUCAAAGUCCAUCCAGCGUUAGCGCCACCACGGUCGUAUUACAUGAGGAUUAUGAAAAUGCACACAAUAAAAGUGAACACAAAUCUAGUAGUAAUGUUAAUAUAACUUGUGACAAUGACUGAAUGUUAGGUCUAAUUCUAACAGGUAAAUUUUGGAGUAUUUAUAGUAACUAAACAGUAUUAUUGUACUAGAUAAUUAUUUGUAUUUGUAAGCUGAUAUAAGUAUUAAACUGUUACUGAAAGUUGUUUUGUUAGUUUUUGCUAAAUACAUGCAUUUAUAUAUUUACGACUUUAACAAUGAUUAUUCUUUUGUAAAUAUUAUUGUGGUUUUGAAAUAUUCCGGUAUUGACUCUGAGGAAUGAUUAUUAUGACAAUAAUUAUCACAUAAAUAAUUCAUAUUCGACAAUAUAAUAUCUAAACGAGCUUAGCUUGGGCAUUAUAUCUAUUACUUUUUUGUUAGGUAAUUUGAAUUUUAGUUAUUCCCAGUUGAUAUUAAUUAUGUAUCUACAUAGAAAUAAGUCUGUAGAUUGAGUAAUAAAUAAUAAACAACUACAAUAAAUAAAAAGCAAAUUUGACAGUAAUUUUUUACCCGGAAUCAAUUUGAUUGUUGUUUACUUUUGUUAGGUAUGCCAUUUACUGUUUUGGAUACCUUAAUUUUGAAUCUCACAUCUUGCUCAGUAUUAGGCAUUCAGUAUUGUACCUUAUAUAUUAUAUAAAAUAGACAUUUAAAUUGUAAGAUAACAUGAUUGUCAAUUUAAAAUCACAAUUACUUGUUAUAUUAAUUAAAUGUCACCAAGGAAAACAUUUAUUAGCUAGUUACUUACAUCUUUUUUUGUACAAUGUUAUGGUUUGCAAAAUACCUUAAUUGUUACUGAAUUAUUAUAAUUAUAGAACUCUGGUUUCAUAUAACUUAUAACGUGACCUGUUAAUUCAAAGCAGAACAGUUUCAGGCGAUACUAUAGCGUGUAUUGAGGGUGGUGAUCCGGCUCGAAGGACCAAAACUAUUGAGGGUGCUGAUCCG